Molecule: messenger RNA, 1796 nt
Organism: Anguilla rostrata (American eel)
Lineage: Eukaryota; Metazoa; Chordata; Actinopteri; Anguilliformes; Anguillidae
Gene: rab4b
Product: RAB4B, member RAS oncogene family
Exons: 7
Coding region: 205-846 (213 amino acids)
Biological process (GO): vesicle-mediated transport; regulation of endocytosis; Rab protein signal transduction
Cellular component (GO): plasma membrane; recycling endosome; insulin-responsive compartment
Molecular function (GO): GTPase activity; GTP binding
Source: RefSeq, a predicted model, not a curated record
UUUCAUGCGUCGCUCUGGUGGGCAGGGAGGAAGCGGUGUGGCGGCUGGCGUCCAUAUCAAGGAGGAGCAAUUGCUUUCCAGAUAAUACAACGCACAGGCCAUUAAAUAUACGAUAUUCUCAUAUUGUAAUAAACACAAAGCCUUAGACCUCAGGAAGCCUGUCAGGUUUAAGAGUCGAAGGUGUCCGGGAAAGCGGGGACAGACAUGUCAGAAACAUACGAUUUCCUGUUCAAGUUCCUGGUGAUUGGCAGCGCUGGGACGGGGAAAUCUUGCCUCCUGCACCAGUUCAUCGAAAACAAGUUCAAACAGGACUCCAACCACACCAUUGGUGUGGAGUUCGGCUCCAGGGUGGUCAACGUCGGCGGGAAGACCGUGAAGCUGCAGAUAUGGGACACUGCUGGGCAGGAGCGCUUCAGAUCUGUGACUCGAAGUUACUAUCGCGGGGCAGCAGGAGCUCUUCUAGUGUAUGACAUCACGAGCCGGGAGACGUACAAUGCCCUGACCAACUGGCUGACGGACGCACGGACGCUGGCCAGUCCCAACAUCGUCAUCAUCCUGUGCGGGAACAAGAAGGACCUGGACGCCGACCGGGAGGUGACCUUCCUGGAGGCCUCGCGCUUCGCCCAGGAGAACGAGCUGAUGUUCCUGGAAACGAGUGCUCUGACAGGGGAGAAUGUGGAAGAAGCUUUCCUCAAAUGUGCUCGAACCAUCCUCAACAAAAUAGAGUCAGGCGAGCUGGACCCGGAGCGGAUGGGUUCGGGGAUCCAGUACGGAGACGCGUCGCUGCGACAGCUUCGCCAGCCGCGGGGCACCACUGCACAGAGCAAGCAGCAGUGCAGCUGCUAAGAGCCCCCCCUCUGUCCCCUCCACAACCCCCCCUCCCCCUCCCCAGCCCCCCCCAACCCUGCCCCCCGCUCCCCAACGUGCCAGGUGCCCCCUGCAGGUCAGAAACGCACAGUGCAGCUCCCACACCGUCAUCGCGAGACUCGCGCGACUAUGAUCCAGUCCAUUUUAGACACUGCCACUAUGCAACUCACUUUUAACCCAUUAGCGUUUAACAGGGAUGGUGACAGAGGCAGUUUCUCCAGAGGGCACUGAGUGCAUCCUGUUCCAGUGCUGAUGCUGCUAACUGGCUGGAAGUAAGACCUGGAAUGGCUCAAAAUGCUGUGCAUUGGGAGUGUCGUUUCCAUUCAUGUAAUGCCUCCCCCCCCCCCCCAAAGAUAUAUUGUCAAGUAUAUUUGUGAAGGAGCUUGACUUAUGAUAGGAAUUUUCAAAUCCAAAGGUUUGCCACUGCUAUUGUACAUCUGAGUCUUGGAUUAUGGGCAACUACUAAGCAAAAUGAAGUAUAAUGUUAGCGUACAAAUUCUGCCACUCUUUCUCACUCUGUGCUCUGGGUGUGGUUAAGUGUGCAGGGAACCAACCCACCCCACAAUAUUAUACCCCCCCCCUUCUCUGAGGACCACCUGUAACCCCUGACCCCUGACCUUUUGUGACCCAGGAAGGGCACUCACUGGCCCCUGUAGCCCGGUCUAAGACUGUAUAACGCUCAGCUGGGCAGAGGGGAAGGCUAGGGGACCCUGGUUUUUCACCUUCCAUGUUGAUUCAUUCUUCCCUCCACGCGGAAUGAGUUGGUGCAGGCCAAGUAAGGUAGACAUGUGACUCUGGUCUUAAUGUUGCUCAUUCAAAAAAAAAAAAAACAAGAAAAACCUUUUGAAUAUUUAAACAGCAGAAGCUCCUGAGUAACGGGUGUGUGGUGUCACUCAGUAGGACAGGCUCACUCAUAUUUGACCACCCCC